AUGGCCAAGCGAGUUGUUAACCUCUCGAAAAGGAAUCUCCUACCGGCUGAAAUCAACCUCCUGUUUAAGGGAAUGGGCUUUAAUCCUACGGAUGUUACACCUACCAACUUUCUAGCUGUGCUCGAAUACAUUCUACUGACCUCUGACCUACCUGAAAACAAGCGCGCUGACAUACGCAGCUGUGCCACUAGUAUCCUCCGGCAAACAAGACACCAGCAACCUCUACCGGCCGAAGAAGCGCAGGGACUGCGAGCGCUGAAGUCCGACCACAGUAUUGUUGUUGUUCCCGCCGACAAAGAUGGCGCUACCGUCAUCAUUGGACAAGACUGA
Messenger RNA from Spirometra erinaceieuropaei, 330 nucleotides. NCBI's taxonomy places the organism in Eukaryota, Metazoa, Platyhelminthes, Cestoda, Diphyllobothriidea, Diphyllobothriidae. The record is from the annotation of a GenBank genome assembly.